CUGUCCACCCCCCACCAAGAAUCUAUUAACCCAACCCCCUUAUACUACAUUCGAUUUCAGUGAGUUGAGACAGACACAACUAGCCUAGCCAUAGAUACUAUAGCUGGCUAGCUGUAGCUGUACGGAGAAGGCCAGUCUGCAAACAACGCUCACUCCUUUCAAUGGAUCCGCUGUUUAAUUGUGUGCAGCAGGGAGACCUGAAGGGCCUCAUUGAGCUACUGGCUCGCUACCCCAGUGGAGUCAACGCUCUCGAUGAGAAUGGUCAGAGCAUUCUACACUACGCCUGUGCUCUGGGUCACCAUGCAAUACUCAGUCACAUGCUCAGUCUCUCCAACUGCGAGAUUUUCCUGAAAGAUCGAAUCUACGGAUACACCUGCCUCCACAUUGCCUGCUUGUUUGACCAACAACGCGUGGUAAACGAGUUGCUGCGAAGAGUUGGGGAUGAAGGGAAUCAAAUCAAUGCUCAGGAUAAUCUGGAGUGGACUGCACUUCACCAUGCUGCGAGAAACGGGAAUCUUGAGAUUUGCAAGAAAUUAAUUGCAAGCUCGGCACGACCUGAUGUCAUCAAUGCGCUGGGGAAAACCCCCUGUCACUAUGCUGCCGAGUAUGGUCACCUGAGUGUGCUCAAGUACAUGUUUGAUUACGUGGAGCAACAGCUGACACCUCCAGUCAUCACCGAGAGAGUGCUUGUUGAGCCAACCUUGCUGCAUUCCGCUGCCCUCAACAACCACACAAAUGUGGUGGAUUGGCUGAGACACAUCAACAAGCCCUACCCUCCUGCCGCUAGGUACAAGAGGAUCGUGAACUUCAAUGACAAUAGGGGUCGUGAUGAACUACCUGAGGAGGUGGCAGCUGCUAGGGGACACAUGGCACUUCGUGGUACUCUCUCAGUAUACAGGAAGGAAUAUGAGAAGUGGGUUCAAGAUAUCUCUGAGGACAAGACCACCCUUGACAGGAUAAAGUUCUGCAUCUGUGGCCACCCUCGAGUGGGCAAAUCCGCCCUCAGGCAGUCCUUGAGCAAACCGUACCUGAAGCAACUACUGGGGAAGGAUGUCCAAGAAACUGAUGAGAAUAAUGUCGACCGCUGCACGUUUGGCAUUGAGGUGACCUCCUUACAGCUGUCUGGUAGAGAUCUAUUUAGCGUUUGGGACUUUGCCGGCCAAAUUGAGAGUUUCAUCACGCACCACUUCUUCAUAUCCACCCAAAGCACGGUGAUAGCUGUACUGGUGGACAUGACCAGUAGUCUGGACGAUCAAAGAGCACAGCUGAUGCGCUGGUUGGGGUUCAUCAAGGUCAGGAACCUCGGACAGGUACCAUUUCUGAAAGGACCGUCGGACAUUGAGAAGGAUAUUGUCCCCAUGCCCAGUCUUAAGAGAGAAUUUCCCCGCCAACUCCCCGUUCGACCGUGGACACAGAAAUCUCUCCGGGGAAAGAUCAAAACAGGCGAAGAAUCCGUCACCCAGGAGACAAUGUACGGUACGGUGCUCCAGCCAGUACCGGUCAUGAUUGUGGGGAGCCAUUACGAUCAGAUACCUCCGCAAAAACAACAAGAGUCACUGGAAAACACACAGAAACUCGUCACUGAACUGAAGGACAGGUUUGAAGAAUACUUGGAUGUGUCAGCCCAUCUCUACCCACUCAACUGUCUGAGAGCUGUUUCUCCUGAGAUACGGCGCUUCAAAGAGCACCUUUGUGAAAGCCGAUCUAACCUACUGGAUCUCCAGCCUAAAUACCCUCGAGUGGUGGAGCUUGUUGCUAGGAAGAUUGAGUCUCUUCGACUGGAGAAUUCCGACCAGAAGGUUCUCACGUGGAACGAGAUGAGGAAGCUGGUCAGAGAGGAGAUCAACGGGCUCGUCUCAGAGAGACAGUUGGGAUUCAUCUGCAAGCUUUUGGCUGAUGCUGGAGUGCUGGUGUAUUUCCAAGACGGUGCUCUCACUAACCACGUGUUUAUCGACCCUGGCUGGCUUUGUCAAGAUGUUCUGGGGAAAGCUCUGGCUCCCGGUAGCUUCGCAGUAUCAAAAAUUGCAUCAAUUGGUUCAUCUCGAAUCCCGAUUGAUGUCCUACAGCAAAAAUUUUCCGAGUAUAUCGACCAGCAAUACAUUCCUGUCAUCAUUGAGCUUUUGCAGGAAUUUGAUCUUUGCCAUCGGCUAAAGAAUGGUGGCGAGGUGUUGGAGUUCCCGUCUCUCCUCUCUGACUCAGUGGACUCGACUCAGGCCUGGGAGGGUAGGCGUGGUUUCGUUUAUUCUGGUAGACGGCUGAAGUGUACAGACGAUACUGACUCAUUUCCCCCGGGGUUCUUCUGUCGACUGCAAGUGCAAGUGUCUAAUAUUCUCAAGCAAGAGGAUGUGAAACUAUACAAGGGAAGCUUUAUCGUGACAAAUGGCGGGUUUGAAGCAUUGGUGCAGAUCAAUGAAUACAGCACAACCAUCGAUUUGAUUGGACGGACAAUGGGUGGUUUCGCUACUGCUUGUAACCAAUUGCUGGACCAAAUUCAUGGAGUCGUAAGUAAGCUGAUACGUGCUGCCUGUCCCACUAUAUUUCUAGAGCUGCAUAUUCUCAGUGUGGCAGAUCUGGAAGCGCACAAUCAACAGCCAUAUUGUUAUCGAAUCAACGACGUCAUAGCUGCAGAGAGCACCGGAGGACAGGUGGUGAAUCAUAGCACCAACUGUCAUGAAUCGGCCAGAGACCUUCUCUUCUUUGGAGACGAGAACCUACAGAAACAGAACAGUGGGAGGCAGGCAAAGAUUGCCUACAUACCUGAAGACGUCAUCUGUAAGGUUCAGGACUUGCUUGAAGAUGGUGAAAAGGACUGGAGGAGUCUGGCGAAGGCCAUCAACCUGGGCCAGUACAUCCAGCUGCUAGAGAGCAAGUCACCCGAGUCAACACGCCUACUACUACUCAAGUGGGGAGAGAAGCCCAAGUGGAACAUUCAGUCGCUGCUCUAUGCUCUCAAAGACAUUAAUAGAAUGGACGCUUAUCGUUAUGUUGAUGCAAGACUCCCCAAGUCCUAGUCAUCACCACAAUGCUGAAAUUGUUAUUUUUUGUGUGUGCUGUAUUUUGUGUGAUAAUUACAACUUUUUUUGAAUUUAAUAUAACAUGAUUUUCGUAGUAGUACGCAUAGCAAACAAAAUUUAUACUAA
Molecule: messenger RNA, 3140 nt
Organism: Halichondria panicea
Lineage: Eukaryota; Metazoa; Porifera; Demospongiae; Suberitida; Halichondriidae
Product: death-associated protein kinase 1-like
Exons: 15
Coding region: 162-3011 (949 amino acids)
Biological process (GO): signal transduction
Molecular function (GO): protein binding
Source: RefSeq, a predicted model, not a curated record